Molecule: messenger RNA, 1545 nt
Organism: Talpa occidentalis (Iberian mole)
Lineage: Eukaryota; Metazoa; Chordata; Mammalia; Eulipotyphla; Talpidae
Source: the annotation of a RefSeq genome assembly
AUGUUCAUCAACCGUUGAUUAUUCUCAACAAACCACAAAGACAUCGGCACAUUAUAUCUGUUAUUUGGUGCCUGAGCCGGAAUGGCCGGUACAGCCCUAAGCUUACUAAUUCGCGCUGAACUGGGACAGCCAGGUACUCUAUUAGGAGAUGACCAAAUCUACAAUGUAAUUGUAACAGCCCACGCUUUCGUAAUAAUCUUCUUUAUGGUUAUACCAAUUCUAUUAGGCGGAUUUGGCAACUGACUAGUUCCACUAAUAAUUGGAGCACCCGACAUAGCAUUCCCCCGAAUAAAUAAUAUAAGCUUUUGACUUCUACCUCCAUCUUUCUUACUACUGCUAGCAUCCUCCACAGUUGAAGCGGGAGCUGGCACAGGAUGAACCGUGUAUCCACCCCUGGCAGGAAACUUAGCCCAUGCCGGGGCUUCUGUAGAUCUAGCUAUUUUCUCUCUACACCUGGCGGGUGUUUCAUCUAUUUUAGGGGCAAUUAACUUUAUUACAACUAUUAUUAACAUAAAACCGCCAGCAAUAUCCCAAUAUCAAACUCCGCUAUUCGUAUGAUCAAUUUUAAUUACUGCCGUAUUACUAUUACUUUCACUUCCGGUUCUGGCCGCGGGCAUCACUAUACUUUUAACAGACCGAAAUUUAAACACCACAUUCUUUGACCCGGCCGGGGGCGGCGACCCAAUCCUAUAUCAACAUCUAUUCUGAUUCUUCGGACACCCAGAAGUAUAUAUUCUAAUUCUACCAGGAUUUGGAAUUAUUUCACACAUCGUAACAUACUACUCAGGAAAAAAAGAACCAUUUGGGUAUAUAGGAAUGGUAUGAGCAAUAAUGUCAAUCGGGUUUUUAGGCUUUAUCGUAUGAGCCCACCACAUAUUCACAGUAGGACUAGACGUAGAUACACGCGCAUACUUUACAUCAGCAACUAUGAUUAUUGCCAUCCCUACCGGGGUAAAAGUAUUUAGUUGACUGGCGACCCUACAUGGAGGAAACAUCAAAUGAUCGCCAGCCAUAUUAUGAGCCCUUGGCUUUAUUUUCCUAUUCACAGUAGGAGGAUUAACAGGAAUUGUCCUAGCUAAUUCCUCACUAGAUAUUGUUUUACAUGAUACAUACUACGUAGUAGCUCACUUCCACUACGUAUUGUCUAUAGGAGCAGUAUUUGCUAUUCUCGCAGGGUUUGUUCACUGAUUUCCACUAUUCACAGGCUAUACAUUAAGUCAAACCUGAGCAAAAAUUCACUUUGCCAUUAUAUUUGUAGGGGUGAAUAUAACAUUCUUCCCUCAGCACUUCUUAGGCCUAUCAGGCAUGCCUCGACGUUAUUCAGAUUACCCAGACGCAUACACCACAUGAAACACAGUAUCAUCCAUAGGAUCAUUCAUCUCACUAACAGCAGUAAUACUAAUAGUAUUUAUAAUCUGAGAGGCUUUCGCUUCAAAACGAGAAGUCUCCACUGUAGAAUUAACAACAACCAACAUCGAAUGACUGCAUGGUUGUCCGCCACCCUAUCACACAUUUGAAGAACCUACGUACGUAAACCCAAAAUAA